This is a messenger RNA of Chelmon rostratus (copperband butterflyfish), 2098 nucleotides long. It is a transcript of the gene serpinc1, whose product is annotated as serpin peptidase inhibitor, clade C (antithrombin), member 1. NCBI's taxonomy places the organism in Eukaryota, Metazoa, Chordata, Actinopteri, Chaetodontiformes, Chaetodontidae. Bases 185 to 1534 code for a protein of 449 amino acids. Gene Ontology annotation, molecular function: serine-type endopeptidase inhibitor activity. The record is from RefSeq and is a predicted model, not a curated record. The transcript has 8 exons.
AGCAGCGGCUGGUGUGUACGCCGAGGUUUCCUGGAGCUCUGAGCUGUUGACUAACAGACGAUCAAUGUCUCAAAGGUUGAUGUGAUGUUUCAGUGCUCUGCAGGACACUGACCUGAGUUCAGCUCAAACUACACACAUCUGACGUCUGGCUGUCAGACUGCACUCGACUCUCUACCUGUUCAGAAUGAGGGCUGCUGAUUGGCUGUUGGUCCUGGCGGCCCUGCCGCUCGUCUCCUCCGUCCGUUCGGACAUCUGCAGCGCCAAACCCAGAGACCUUCCCCUGGAGCCGCGUUGCAUCUACCGCAGUCCCGAUCCCGAAGGCCCCGAGGGUCCGACCCCAGAGCCAGAGCCGGUCCCCGAGUCCACCAAUCCCAGAGUGUGGGAGCUGUCGAAGGCCAAUAGUCGUUUUGCCCUGUCGCUGUACAAACAGCUGGCCCUGAGCAAGACCCCCGAGUCCAACAUCUUCAUGUCCCCCAUCAGUGUCUCCACGGCGUUCGCUAUGACGAAGCUGGGAGCCUGCAACCAGACGCUGCAGCAGAUCAUGAAGGUGUUUGAGUUCGACACCAUCAAAGAGAAGACGUCGGACCAGGUCCACUUCUUCUUCGCCAAACUCAACUGUCGUCUGUACAGGAAGAAGGACGAGACCACCGAGCUGAUCUCUGCUAACCGACUGUUCGGAGACAAAUCUCUGAUCUUCAACGAGACGUACCAGAACAUCAGUGAGACGGUCUACGGAGCCAAACUGCUGCCACUCAACUUUAAGGAGAACCCGGAGAAGGCCAGGCUCACCAUCAACAACUGGAUCUCCAACAAGACGGAGAAUCUGAUCCAGGACACGCUGCCACCGGGGGUGCUGGAUUCCAACACGAUCCUCGUCCUCGUUAACACCAUCUACUUCAAGGGUCAGUGGAAGAACAAGUUCGACAAAGACAACGUGUACGUCUCAGACUUCCACGUCGGUGACCGCACGUGCUCCGUCAACAUGAUGUACCAGGAGACCAGGUUCAGGUACAGGUACUUCCCGGACGACCAGGUGCAGCUGCUGGAGAUGCCGUACCGUGGAGAUGACAUCACCAUGGUGAUCAUCCUGCCGAGCAGAGACAGCACGCUCAGUAAGGUGGAGGAGAGUCUGGACCUGAGGAAACUGACUGGCUGGCUGGAUGAAAUGAAGGAAACCACCGUCUCCGUCCACAUCCCUCGCUUCAGGGUGGAGGACAGUUUCAGCCUGAAGGAGAAGCUGCAGGCCAUGGGACUGACCGACCUGUUCAGCUCGGAGAAGGCCAGUCUUCCAGGGAUGCUGGAGGACGGCAGCGAUGGUCUCCACAUCUCGGAUGCCUUCCAUAAAGCCUUCCUGGAGGUGAACGAGGAGGGCAGCGAGGCGGCGGCCGCCACCGCCGUGGUGGCGAUCGGACGCUCCAUCAACUUAAACAGGGAGGUUUUCCUGGCCGACAGACCGUUCCUGCUGCUAAUCAGAGAGUCGACCAUCAACGCGCUGCUGUUCACCGCUCGAGUGGCGAACCCCUGCAGCCAAUAGGAACUGACUGCUUUCAUAUCAGUUAAAAAUCAGCAAAAUGCUAGAAAAUAAACCAAAACUUUUUCUUUUGAACGACCCAGAAGACUUUUAUGACAUAAAAACACUCAGUAGGCCCUUUUUCUUCUGGUAUGCCUCCACACUCUGCAGAUGGAGCCAACAGUUUAAUUUACAGCAUAAAACCCUUCAAAGUUCAGUUCUGCUGGAGAUGGAGGCAUCUGUGGCUCCUGGAUGCUAAUGAUAUCGUUAGCAUCCACCACUGAGCUUACGAACAACUAUCCAGAGACGUCAUUAAUGAGUGUCUACAUUUCACGUCUACAGUUCAAUUAAUUUAGCAGAUAAACAUCAUCUUUGGUCAAAUUUGCAUUUAUACAUGAGGACAGACAACCACAGGCCAUCAGCUGUUGAUCUGCUGUUAGCUAACACCAGCUAACCGUUGAUCUGGUGUUGGCUAAUGUCAGUAUAUUAACUGUUGAUCCGAUGUUGGCUAACAACAGCAUGUUAAUCGUUGAUCCGCUGUUAGCUAGCGACAGUAUUUUAACCGUUGAUCUGCUGUUAGCUAACAAC